AUGCGUACGAAAAAGUUUUUCAUCGACUCCUUGCUGGAGGAGCGACAAAAACAGCUGGCGGCGGCCAAUAAGGCCGAGUUCGGCUACGAGAACUGCGAUGGGAUUUGCAGUGGAGGCGAGGAGAGUGAUGACGGCAAAAUGUAAGGGGAAUUUCGUUCGAGAUUACUGUAAUUUAGUGGCCGGAAAAAGUCAUCUUUAUGAUAGUAAUAAUAAGUCAUCUUUAUUAUAAUAUUUACUGGACUAUCAGUAAGGUGCUCAUUAUUUUCCCGACAAGCCGAUAUGACGGUCGUAUGAUCCUUCUUGGGGUCUUGCAGCCUGCCGAUGACAUUUUAUACGAUGCAUUUUUUUUAUUCUCAGUCUGUCGGGAAAAUAAUGAGCACUCUGUCGGAGCGGAAAUCGCAUCGCCGGCGAGAAAAUGAAUUGUGUCGCGACAAAAUCGAAUUAAUUUUCACUUCAACGACGCGGUCGGCGCAGCGGCGAACGAAUCCACAUUAUUUUCCCGACAGCCUGAUGCUCCAAGUCCGAGGAUCAGAUUUUGAAAAAACUAGAUAUAAAAAGUAGUUUUUCUAAGACGUAUAUGAAGACUUUUCUAGCUCACAUUUUGCAGGAGCGAAGGAUGUAAAAAAUACGACACUUUUUCUCGAAUUUUGUAAUGAAAAUUUUCAUGCAUAUUUCUACUGUAGAGGGUAAUUUUUCCACAAAAUUGACACUCAGGGCAGAGUAUAGCCAUGAUACGUGAACAAGGGUAGACUAUACCACUGUUUGCAACGUGUUAUAUACUUUGUAUCAGUCUGUCGGGAAAAUAAUGUGGAGUCGUCGCAGCAAAAAUGAAAUGUAAGAUUCAAAAAUCGCGGUAAAACCACAUUAUUUCCCGACAGACUGAUAGUGUAAAAACAAAGUAAAAAAAUAAAAAAUCAUAUUUUUUAGCUAUGGCAGAAAUUUCAAAAAAUAACUCUCUAUAGCGACAUUUUUUUUCUACUUUUUGGUGCUUUAUACAGUUUUUUAUAUCCGAAUCAAUUUUUGCAGACGCUCCUCCCCUUCUUUGGACCCAUCUCAGCCCGAGUUCUGCUCGGAAUCGACGAAAAAUUCGGAGACCACGACCAGCGGCAACUGCUCGCCACGCUCGUCGGAGGCGAAUCCGGUGAGCGCCGGCUCGAAUCCGUUCGUUUUGAGCGCGCUGGCGCAGAGCAUGGCGUCCUCCGGGAAUUUUAUGAACAUCUUCGCGAAGUUGUGUCAGAACGGGCCCGUCGCGAACAACAAUCACAUUGUAAGUGGGUAGAUAAUAUAUAAAUAUAUAUAUAUAUAUAUAUAUAUAUAAUAUAUAAUAUAUAUAUACAGGGUGACAAAUAAAAAAUGCAACUUUUUUUCAUGGGUCCUGCCGCGAAAAUGUUUAGGUGUAGCGAAAUAUUUUUUAUACCAUUAAAUUCUCCGUGUUUUUCUGUCCUAGUCUUUUGAUUUUCAUGCCCAUAUCGAUUGAUUAUCAUCUUUGUAUUGAGUGUCAAACAGAGGGACCUCGAUUUUAAACCUGUCUCGGGAAGAAAAAGGACAGUGUGAGAUUGCUAAACUGCUCGGUGUAGGAAAAUCUGCUAUGCCAAAAGCCACCAAACGAAUCCACGAGCUUGGCCACGAUGUUAAGUGUCCAGGAAAUAGAAGAAAGCGCAUCUUGAACACUUCUGGCAACUUUGAGAUCAUCAAAAAGCGAGUGAAGCAAAAUCUGAUGGUGUCCAUGAAAAAGAUUGCCCGGCAGACCGUCAUCAACACAACAGCUGGUCGAUGAAUGGCCAGCAAUGCACCGUAGCGCAAGCCUAACAAGCUCCAAAAGACCUAGCGCCUCACGGAACACUACAAGCAAGUGCGGCUCAAAAAAUGUCGAAAACUCAAGCGUCGCGCCGCAGCUCAGCGAUGAGAGAAGGUCCUGUUCGCGGAUGAGAAGUAUUUCAACAUCGAGCAGGCCUACAACCACCAGAAUUGCAGGAGUUGGACUGUUGAGAGUCAAAAACCGUCCGCCAUUUUUGAACCCAGUAAAAAUCCGACCUCUCAUGGCCUGGGGCAAAGUCUUGCGCCAGCGGCGUGAUAUCCUUGGUUUUCCUUGGUUUUCUUGGAUAAAGGGGCCAGAACCAAACCGAUAAGUCUACCAGCGACAUUUUGUACACCAACGUGAUUCCGUGGGCUCAGUAGCACUUUGGCGGUUCAAAACAGACAUCGUAGCAGGAUUCCGCCAUCAGCCAUAAAGCAAAAAAGACGCAAGGCCAGGAAAGGACCUGUUUUCCCGAUUUUAUGUGGUCUGCGAAAUGGCCGUCUACUCGCUGGAUCUGAAUCCGGUGGACUAUGUUUUUUGUUGAGUUAGAAGCCAGGACCUCUAGUUCACGCCAAAAAAGUUUGGAGCCGCUAAUUGAUUGCUGCGGUAAGAACGGAACCGAUUUCCCCAAAAAAAGCUUCGGCGAAUCGGCCAAAAUUUAAAGUCACGUUUUGAGCUAUAUCUCGGGGCCAAGAACAGCCACCUUAAAACUGGUCGAGCAUACUAUUAACAAUGCUCUAUGUUACUGAUAUUCACCGUUACUUUGGUUAAGUUUGGUGUUUUAGACAAAAUAUGGCCACAAAUAUGAGUUGCAUUUUUUCUUUGUCACCCUGUAUAUAUAUAUAUAUAUAUAUAUAUAUAUACAUAUAUAUAUAUAUAUAUACGUAUCAUACGGAACGUUCGACACAAACCCUCAUAAUUCCCCUUCCAGGCAAAUCCUCAGGCAAUUGCGCAAUCCGUCGAGUGUUUUAAUCGCCUGCAAGCAUUAAGCGCCCAGUCCCAAUGGGUCCCCAAGGCCGACGAAACCAAACAGAACACCGCCAGGGUGCUGCAAACCCUGACGCAACAUCCGGCCUUUCGCGGAAUGCUCUUGCCCAAGCUCCAAAAAACGCUUCAAGGCGGCGGUAAGUUGUGCGAUGCUUUUGUGAGAAAAAGAAUUUUCAAAAAGUUCGUGGACACUUGUCGCGGUCCGCACCGUGCACAAAUAACCCCUUUGUCGCACGAUACUUUGAUUUCGCACAGUGCAAAAUGGGGUUUUUUUGCACGGUGCGGUGCAUUUUUCAUCUUUUUUGCACUGUGCAAUUUCUGUCGCGUGCGCAAAAAAUCGCGGCGACACUUGAAAACAGCUCACGUCGCUGCGACUUUUGAAUUGCACGGUGCAAAAUGGUGUUUUUUCGCGGCGACACGGUGCAAUCGCGCGCGACACGGCGGCAUUCCGAUUGCACUGUGCAAAAUUUUGUCGAAUGCACAGUGCAAAAUGGGAUUUAUUGCACGGUGCGGUGCAUUUUGCAUUUUUUACGCACAGUGCAAAUCGCGCGCGACACGGCGGCAUUCCGAUUGCACUGUGCAAAUUUUGUCGAAGGCACGGUGCAAAAUGCGAUUUCUUGCACGGUGCGGUGCAUUUGGCGGCGCACAGUGCAUUUUCUCUUUUUCCUUGAGCGAGUUUGAAUUUUGUCGCGGCCCGCACCGUGCAAAAAGAAGUCGGAUUUUGCACAGUGCAUUUCACUUUUUUUGGUUUCGCACUGUGCAUCGGAAAUGUCGGAAUCCUUCGAUUGCGACCCCGCUCGAUUGCGACCUCGCAUCGAUUGCGACCCCGCAUCGAUUGCGACCCAAAAUGGGGUAAAGCGACCCCGGGAUGAAAAUUCUUUGAUUCUCUUCGGGAAAAACUUGCUUCAGGGGUUUUCGAGGGUGCUGAUUUCGAAAAUGAUGUUCAUUUUUCCUCUAGUACUACAUAGUACUGUCUGAUACUAUAUAGUACGAAGUCAAAAUAUGGCUUUUGACGUUAAUGGUGUUGGUUUGAUGCUUAGUACUCUUCAAAAACACAUUUUAAAGACUUGGUGCUAUAUAGUACUGUCUGAUACUAUAUAGUACAAAGUCAAAAUAUGGCUUUUGACGUUAAUGGUGUUGUUUUGAUGCUUAGUACUCUUCAAAAACACGUUUUAAAGACUUGGUGCUAUAUAGUACUAUCUGAUACUAUGUAGUACGAGGUGUAAAGUUGGCCUCUAGGCGUUGGUGGUGUUGUUCUGGUGCUUAGUACGCCUAUUUUUACUUCGUACUAUAUAGUAUCAGACAGUACUAUAUAGCACCAAGUCUUUAAAAUGUGUUUUUGAAGAGUACUAAGCAUCAAACCAACACCAUUAACGUCAAAAGCCGUAUUUUGACGUCGUACUAUAUAGUAUCAGACAGUACUAUGUAGUACUAGAGGAAAAAUGAACAUCAUUUUCGAAAUCAGCACCCUCGAAAACCCCUAAAUCGAGUAUUUAACAUCAAAAGCGAUAUUUUCACUUCGUACUAUAUAGUAUCAGACAGUACUAUGUAAUACUAGAGGAAAAAUGAACAUCAUUUUCGAAAUCAGCACCCUCGAAAACCCCUAAAGCAAGUUUUUCCCGAAGAGAAUCAAAGAAUUUUCAUCCCGGGGUCGCUUUACCCCAUUUUGGGUCGCAAUCGAUGCGGGGUCGCAAUCGAUGCUGGGUCGCAAUCGAUGCGGGGUCGCAAUCGAUGGAAUUCGGAAAUGUCGCCGCGACGAAGGCUUUUUUUCAACUGCCGUGGUUUCGUUCAAGAAUUUGCACAGUGCAAACGACUUUCAUCUUUUGAGGUUUGCACUGUGCGAAAAAAAAGGAAAAUAAAAAUGCACGGUGCGUUGGCGACAAGCGUGGGAAAAAGUUCAAAGUGCACUGUGCGGAAGAGAGCAAAUGCCCAUCUUUUUGCACGGUGCGGUGCAGUUUGAACCGUUUUGCACUGUGCGCGCGCUAUUUUAGACAAUUUUGCACUGUGCAAAUAGAGCAAAAUAAAAAUGCACUGUGCGCCGGCGACAAGCGUGGGAAAAAGUUCAAGAUGCACUGUGCGAAAGGGAAAAAAUGUCCUUGCACUUUUUGAAAAUGCUAAUGGCGGUUUUUUGCACAGUGCAAUGCAUUUUAUAACUUUUUGCACUGUGCUUUUGUCUGUCGCGUAGCAAAAAUCGCAGCGACGCCUUUUCACAGUGCAAAAAAAAUAUAUAUAUAUAUAUUUUUUUUUUUUUUUAUUUUUUUCAAUUUUUCCUUGACAUUCCCCCAUUUCAGGCAACAUCCAAUCAGCGUUGGCGAAUCUGGCGGAGGAGAUUCGCCAGAAAACGGGCCAAAUCCCCACUCCCGUCCCCACUUCAACGCCGCCCAAAUUCGUGGAGAGUGUGGCGCGGAAGCCGGGCCGCGACGGCCGGCCCGCGCCCCGCAGCUCCAAUGUCAAAAAAUACCGAUGCGACGUGUGCGAGAAGACGUUCUCGCGCAGCAACACGCUGAUCACGCACAAGCGAAUCCACACCGGCGAGAAGCCGUUCCAGUGCGAGCACUGCGGGCGGGCGUUCCGUCAGCCCGGCAACCUGACGCGGCACAGAUUGACGCACACCACGGUAAGCGAAGAUGUGAAAUUUUUACAGGGUCUUUCAAGAAACGUGAAGGAAAGUAGGAGGCUAUUACUUUCGGCGGAGGCGGCGCAGAGAGCUCGUUUUUGGAAUACGAAUUUCUAAGCGACAUUAUUUUUUGCCUACGAAAUACCAAGCUUUUGGAGUGCAAACUGAGGUCGCUACGACCUUCUGAAGUAGAGGCAUCUCUACCCCGAAAACUAGGUUUUUUCGGUUGAAAAUGAUCGUGAAAUUGCGGUCUUUUUCGGUUGAAAAUCACCAAGAAAUGUCGGAUUUUUUUCGGGGGUUUCGAUAGAGUUGACGUUGAAAAAAGGAAGGAUGUUGCCAACUCUAAAAGCUUGUUAUUUCGUAGCCAAAAAAAUAAUGUUGCUUAAAAAUACAUAUUCCAAAAACGAGCUCUCUGCGCCGCCUCCGCCGAAAGUUAUAGCCUCCUACUUUCCUUCACGUUUCUUGAAAGACCCUGUACUAUUACAGUGGGGGAUCUGAUUCAGUGGCAAAAAACGUACCAUUUUGCAUUCGGGCAGUAUCAAAAAUGCGGCAAAAUGCUUCCCUCUCCAAGUGAAAAACCCCGUUUUGAAGGGCGCGCGCUUUUUCCUCACAAGAGAAGAGCGGGCGCACUUUUUAUAAUACAUCUGAGUUUUUUCAAUUUGAGAGAGAGGUAUUUUGCCACAUUUUUUUAUGUUUCCUGGAUACAAAAUGGCACGUUUUUUGCCACUGGAUCAGGUCCCCCACUGUACCAGUUUGUCGGGAAAAUAAUGAGUUUCUGUUGGCAGCAAAAGUCGCAUCGCCGCAAAGAGAUUAGAAAAUGAAAAUUUGUCGCGGAAAAUCAAAGUUUUCCCCCCAAAAACUGAUGAUGCCAAAGACUGAUACGUAAAUUUUACCAGUUCAACUUACAAAAAUUAUAAAUUUUUCUAGGUCCUAUCGCUUUUUCAGACCUAAUACAGGAACAGAAUUGAUUUUCAGACCAUUCUCACCAUUUUAAACAGCUGAAACAGAAUGCCAAAAAUUUUAAAAAAUGGCGAGAAAUUUGAAAUUUUGAUUGCUCAUUAUUUUCCCGACGGACUAAUAAAGCCAAUGUUGGUGUUUUCUUACUUUUUGAAGGUCCCUCCCAAAGAGAGCGGGAGCGCUUUUAAAAUUAGACCUUACUUGGAGAAGGAGGUAUUUUGCCACAUUUUUGAUGCUUCCCGGAUGCAAAAUUAUACGUUUUUUGCCAAUGGAUCAGGUUUUCCACUGUAAUACAGUCACAGAAUUGAUUUUCAGACCACUCUCAUCAUUUUAAACAGCUGAAACAGAUUUUUUAAAAUUUUAAAAAAUGGCGGGAAAUUUGAAAUUUUGAAUGCCCAUUAUUUUCCCGACACAUUGAUAUAAACAAUGUUGGUGUUUUCUUACUUUUUGAAGGUCCCUCACAAAGGGAGAGGGAGCGUUUUUAAAAUUAGACCUUACUGCUCAGAUGCAGUGACAAAAAAUGUGCCAUUUUGCAUCCGGGAAGUAUCAAAACAUGUGGCAAAAUGCCUCCCUCUCCAAGUGAAAAGAUUCCAAUUUCAAAAGCGCGCCUGCUCGUUUUGUGAGGGCUCUUCAAAACGAAGUUUUUUCACUUGGAGAAGGAGGUAUUUUGCCACAUUUUUGGUACUUCCCGGAUGCAAAAUUACGCUUUUUUGCUUUAACUGUAGUAACAUUCGCUUGUAAAAAACACAAUCUUCACCUUGUCCAUUUUUCAGGUGAAGCCAUUUGUGUGUCCCGAAUGCUCCAAGGCCUUCAACCGCGCCUCCAACCUGCACACCCAUAUGCGAACACAUCUGCAGAACAGCCCGUCGUGGAGUCAUCAUCAGUGCGGCAAGUGUGCCAAGAGCUUCUCGCUGAAGACGGAGCUCUUGACGCACAUUUGCGAAGUCCCCGCGCAAUUCGAUGAGACGGAAUAG
This is a messenger RNA of Bursaphelenchus xylophilus (pine wood nematode), 7333 nucleotides long. Lineage: Eukaryota; Metazoa; Nematoda; Chromadorea; Rhabditida; Aphelenchoididae. The record is from the annotation of a GenBank genome assembly.